AUGUCUACAAAAGCGGCUGUCCCAUUUUCUAGGGAAGCCUUGGAGCAAGUCUUGAAAAGACGUUUCUUUUUUGCCCCUGCGUUCGAGAUUUACGGCGGUGUCUCUGGUUUGUACGACUAUGGUCCUCCAGGAUGUGCCUUCCAGGCCAAUAUCGUCGACACUUGGAGAAAACACUUUAUUUUGGAAGAAGACAUGCUUGAGGUUGACUGUACGAUGUUGACUCCCUACGAGGUGUUGAAGACCUCCGGCCAUGUGGACAAGUUCUCCGACUGGAUGUGUAGAGACUUGAAGACUGGUGAGAUUUUCAGAGCAGACCAUUUGGUCGAGGAGGUUUUGGAGGCUCGUUUGAAAGGCGACAAGGCCGCGCGUGGUGAAAAGGUCGCCGACGAGGACGACGACGACAAGAAAAAGAGAAAGAAGAAGGUCAAGGAGAUCAAGAACGUCAAGUUGGACGAUGAGGUCGUCGCAGAGUAUCAGUCUGUUUUGAAUCAGAUCGACGGGUACUCUGGAGAACAAUUGGGUGAGUUGAUCAAGAAAUACAACAUCACCAAUCCUUCUACCGGUGGUGCUUUGGAGCCUCCUGUGGAAUUCAACUUGAUGUUUGAAACCGCCAUUGGUCCUUCCGGUCAGCUCAAGGGUUACUUGAGACCGGAGACCGCUCAGGGUCAAUUCUUGAACUUUGCCAAAUUGUUGGAGUUCAACAACGAAAAGAUGCCUUUUGCUUCUGCUUCCAUCGGUAAGUCUUUCCGUAACGAGAUUUCCCCUCGUGCUGGUUUGUUGAGAGUGAGAGAAUUCUUGAUGGCUGAAAUCGAGCACUUUGUCGACCCAGAGGACAAGAGCCACCCACGCUUCGCGGAGGUCAAGGACCUCAAGUUGAAGUUCUUGCCCAAGGGUGUCCAGGAAUCUGGUUCCAAUGAGUUGGUGGAGAAGACCAUCGGUGAGGCAGUUGCCCUGAAGAUGGUCGACAACGAGACCUUGGGUUACUUCAUGGCUAGAAUCUACCAGUUUUUGGUGAAGAUUGGUGUCGACCCUAGCAGAUGCAGAUUCAGACAGCACUUGCUGAAUGAGAUGGCUCAUUACGCUUCCGAUUGUUGGGAUGCUGAAUUGGAGACCUCCUAUGGUUGGAUCGAAUGUGUUGGAUGUGCUGACAGAUCUGCUUACGACUUGUCUGUGCACGCAGCUAGAACCAACGAGAAGCUUGUCGUCAGAAAGGCCCUCGCUGAGCCAAGAAAAGUCAACAACUUUGAAGUUGACAUCGAUAAGAAGAAGUUCGGUCCUAAAUUUAGAAAGGAUGCUGGCGCUGUCACCAAAUUCUUGACUGACAGAACUCAAUGUGAGUUGGAGGACUUGGCCAAGGAAUUGGCAGACAACGGUAAGAUCGUUGCUAAGGUUCCAGGUGUUGAAGGUGAGGUUGAGAUUCCAGCCGAGCUUGUCAAGAUCGAGAGAGUGGAGAGAGUUGAGCACGUUCGUGAAUUCACACCUAAUGUCAUCGAGCCAUCGUUUGGUCUCGGCCGUAUCAUCUAUUCCAUUUUCGAGCACACGUUUUGGGCCAGACCAGAAGACAAGGACAGAUCCGUUUUGUCGUUACCUGCCUUAGUGGCCCCAACUAAGGUUUUAGUUGUGCCUUUGUCAUCUCACUCCGACUUGAGUCCCCUUGUCUCCAAGAUCACUUCUGCAUUGAGAAGAGCUCAGGUGCCAUUUAAGGUAGAUGACUCUUCCGCUUCUAUCGGUAAGAGAUAUGCUAGAAACGAUGAAUUGGGUACACCUUUCGGCAUCACCAUCGACUUUGACACUGUCAAGGAUGGCUCCGUUACCUUGAGAGAAAGAGAUUCUACGAAGCAGGUAAGAGGCGCACUUGACGAUAUUGUCAAGGCUGUCAAGGCCAUCACCUACGACGGUGUCUCCUGGUCUGAGGGUACUGCUCACCUUACGCCUUUCGAGACAGUUACUGAGGAGAAAUAA
This is a messenger RNA of Candidozyma auris, 1962 nucleotides long. RefSeq names its product glycine--tRNA ligase (gene GRS1). Gene Ontology annotation, biological process: mitochondrial glycyl-tRNA aminoacylation. The record is from RefSeq and is a predicted model, not a curated record. NCBI's taxonomy places the organism in Eukaryota, Fungi, Ascomycota, Pichiomycetes, Serinales, Metschnikowiaceae. The transcript has a single exon. Gene Ontology annotation, cellular component: cytoplasm; mitochondrion. Gene Ontology annotation, molecular function: ATP binding; glycine-tRNA ligase activity. The coding region runs from base 1 to 1962 and encodes 653 amino acids.